CAGGGAGCUGUGACUCCGCCACUGGCCCCGGGGACUCCCGCCCCGCGCCUCGCACGCUCAGCUGCAGCAGCCUCGCAGGCGACCCAGGGCCUGCCUGCCCGCGGUGCAGCGCAGGACGGCGGAGACCAUGGCCCGACUCUUCAGUCCCCGGCCGCCGCCCAGCGAAGACCUCUUCUAUGAGACCUACUAUAGCCUGAGCCAGCAGUACCCACUCCUGCUCCUGCUCCUGGUGAUCGUGCUCUGCGCGCUCCUGGCGCUGCUUACUGUCGCCUGGGCCAGCGGCAGGGAGCUGGCCUCAGACCCGGGCUUCCUGACCACAGUGCUGUGUGCGCUCGGAGGCUUCUCCCUGCUGCUGGGCCUGGCUUCCUGCGAGCAGCGACUGCAGCGCUGGACGCGCCCCCUCUCAGGCCUCGUGUGGGCAGCGCUGCUGGCACUAGGCCAUGGCUUCCUGUUCACCGGGGGUGUGGUGAGCGCCUGGGACCAGGUGUCCUUUUUCCUCUUUGUCAUCUUCACUACGUAUGCCAUGUUGCCCUUGGGCAUGCGGGAGGCCACCGCUGCAGGCCUUGCCUCCUCACUCUCACACCUGCUGGUCCUCGGGCUGUAUCUUGGACCUCAACUGGACUCAAGACCCGCACUGCUGCCGCAGUUGGCAGCAAACGCGGUGUUAUUCCUGUGCGGGAAUGUGGCUGGAGCAUACCACAAGGCGCUGAUGGAGCGCGCACUGCGCGCCACCUUCCGAGAGGCACUUAGUUCCCUGCACUCGCGCCGGCGGCUGGACACAGAGAAGAAGCACCAGGAACACCUUCUCUUGUCCAUCCUUCCUGCCUACUUGGCCCAAGAGAUGAAGGCAGAGAUCAUGGCACGGCUGCAGUCUGGACAGGGGUCAAGGCCAGAGAGCACCAACAACUUCCACAGCCUCUAUGUCAAGAGGCACCAGGGAGUCAGCGUGCUGUAUGCUGACAUAGUGGGCUUCACACGGCUGGCCAGUGAGUGCUCCCCAAAAGAGUUGGUGCUCAUGCUCAAUGAGCUCUUUGGCAAGUUCGACCAGAUCGCCAAGGAGCAUGAAUGCAUGCGGAUCAAGAUCCUGGGAGACUGUUACUACUGUGUCUCCGGGCUGCCCCUCUCCCUACCAGACCACGCCAUCAACUGCGUGCGCAUGGGGCUGGACAUGUGCCGGGCCAUCAGGAAACUACGAGCGGCCACCGGUGUGGAUAUCAACAUGCGCGUGGGUGUGCACUCGGGCAGCGUGCUCUGUGGGGUCAUCGGACUGCAGAAGUGGCAGUAUGAUGUCUGGUCUCACGACGUCACACUGGCCAACCACAUGGAGGCGGGUGGCGUGCCAGGACGAGUGCAUAUCACAGGGGCUACCCUGGCCCUGCUGGCAGGAGCUUACGCCGUGGAGGAUGCGGCCGUGGAGCACCGGGACCCAUACCUCCGGGAGCUAGGGGAGCCUACAUACCUGGUCAUCGACCCCCGGGCAGAGGAGGAGGAGGAAAAGGGCACUGCAGGAGAGCUGCUGUCCUCUCUCGAGGGUCCCAAGAUGCGUCCAUCACUGCUGAUGACCCGCUACCUGGAAUCCUGGGGUGCAGCCAAGCCUUUUGCCCACCUGAGCCACGUAGAGAGCCCUGUGUCCACCUCCACUCCUCUCCCGGAGAAGGCCCUGGCUUCCUCCAGCCCCCAGUGGAGCCUGGACCGGAGCCGUACACCCCGGGGACUAGAUGAUGAACUGGACACUGGGGAUGCCAAGUUCUUCCAGGUCAUCGAACAGCUCAACUCUCAGAAACAGUGGAAGCAGUCAAAGGACUUCAACCCACUGACCCUGUACUUUCGAGAGAAGGAAAUGGAGAAAGAGUAUCGACUCUCUGCACUCCCCGCCUUCAAAUACUACGCAGCCUGCACCUUCCUGGUUUUUCUCUCCAACUUCAUCAUCCAGAUGCUGGUGACAAACAGGCCCCCAGCUCUGGCCAUCACCUAUAGCAUCACCUUCCUCCUCUUCCUCCUCCUCCUCUUCGUCUGCUUCUCAGAGCACCUGACGAUGUGUGUCUUGAAAGGCCCUAAGAUGCUGCACUGGCUGCCCACACUGUCUGGCCUGGUGGCCACACGGCCCGGACUGCGAGUUGCCCUGGGCACUGCCACCAUCCUCCUCAUCUUUACCAUGGCCAUUACCAGCCUGUUCUUACCAGCAACAUCGAACUGCCAUUUUCAGGCUUUCAAUGUGUCCUCCAUGAAUUUCAACCUCUCCUGGGAGCUCCCUGGGUCCCUGCCUCUCAUCAGCAUUCCAUACUCCAUGCACUGCUGCGUGCUGGGUUUCCUCUCCUGCUCCCUUUUUCUGCACAUGAGCUUCGAACUGAAGCUGCUGCUGCUCCUGCUAUGGCUGGUGGCCUCCUGCUGCCUCUUCCUGCACUCCCACGCCUGGCUGUCCGACUGCCUGGUCGCCCGCCUCUAUCUGGGCUCCUUGGACUCCAGGCCAGGGGUGCUGAAGGAACCCAAACUGAUGGGAGCCAUCUCCUUCUUCAUCUUCUUCUUCACACUCCUUGUCUUGGCUCGGCAGAAUGAGUAUUAUUGCCGCCUGGAUUUCCUGUGGAAGAAGAAGCUGAGGCAGGAGCGGGAGGAGACAGAGAUGAUGGAGAAUCUGACUCGGCUGCUCUUGGAGAAUGUGCUCCCUGCACAUGUGGCCCCCCAGUUUAUUGGCCAGAACCGGCGCAAUGAGGACCUCUAUCACCAGUCCUACGAGUGUGUUUGUGUCCUCUUCGCCUCAGUCCCAGACUUCAAAGAGUUUUACUCUGAAUCCAACAUCAACCAUGAGGGGCUAGAGUGUCUGCGGCUGCUCAAUGAGAUCAUUGCUGAUUUUGAUGAGCUGCUUUCUAAGCCCAAGUUCAGUGGGGUGGAGAAGAUCAAAACCAUCGGCAGCACCUACAUGGCAGCUACAGGUUUAAAUGCCACCUCUGGACAAGAUGCACAGCAGGAUGCUGAGCGAAGCUGCAGCCACCUUGGCACCAUGGUGGAAUUUGCAGUGGCCCUUGGGUCUAAGUUGGACGUUAUCAACAAGCACUCAUUCAACAACUUCCGCUUGCGUGUGGGGUUGAACCACGGACCUGUAGUGGCCGGAGUGAUAGGGGCCCAGAAACCACAAUAUGACAUCUGGGGCAACACAGUGAAUGUCGCCAGUCGCAUGGAGAGUACAGGAGUCCUGGGCAAGAUCCAAGUGACUGAGGAGACAGCCCGGGCCCUGCAGUCCUUAGGCUACACCUGCUACAGCAGAGGUGUUAUCAAGGUCAAAGGCAAAGGGCAGCUAUGCACCUACUUCCUGAACACAGAUUUGACACGAGUUGGACCUCCCUCAGCUACCCUAGGCUGAGAACCCAUUCCCUACUCUUCACCUUGAAAAUCCUCGAUAAAGAGACUGGUAUGUCUGGAGCCAAUUGAUGUCAGAAGCUGCUGGUAUAGCUUCUGGGAUCACCUCCUUGCCUCUCAGCAGGACUGCUUUUUCCCAGGCCAAAUCAUGUGUUUGUGUGUGUGCAAGCAUGAGCAUGACUGUGUGGAAGGGAGUGAUUCUUUUCACAAGCUUGGGAAGAGAACUGCCUCAGCCUCCCUGCGUGCCUGUCAACCUGAUUCUAGUAUUUUGUAAACCUUGGAAGUAUGAAGAAUUUUAGCCACAUGACUCAAAACAAGGACUUGUCCUUUCCCGUUCUCCAUCCACAAAUAUUGGAAGGAAUCUCAAGGAAAAAUGUCAUUUGACCUUUAUUCAUUCAACAAACACUAAAUAAACACUUAUUAUCUGCUUACUA
This is a messenger RNA of Miniopterus natalensis, 3788 nucleotides long. NCBI's taxonomy places the organism in Eukaryota, Metazoa, Chordata, Mammalia, Chiroptera, Miniopteridae. The record is from RefSeq and is a predicted model, not a curated record.